Aspergillus chevalieri is the source of this 513-nucleotide messenger RNA. RefSeq lists its product as uncharacterized. NCBI's taxonomy places the organism in Eukaryota, Fungi, Ascomycota, Eurotiomycetes, Eurotiales, Aspergillaceae. The transcript has 3 exons. The record is from RefSeq and is a predicted model, not a curated record. Bases 1 to 513 code for a protein of 170 amino acids.
AUGUCCCUUGAGCAGGAAAAUCUUUAUCCUCGAUUCUUUGAACCUUACCAGUCUGAGAUCAAAAUGCCCGGAGAAGAAGAUGAAGAGGCGGACGGAUACUUUUGGGAAAGCUUUCCUGCUCUCGAUCGAGGAGUGCCUGUGAAUGAAUUAGACAUCAACUACGAGACCGCGUACCACUUACAAUCCCAUGUGUACAAGAUCACUUCUCUCGCCAGACUCCCGCAGGGGGGGAAUACCCUCCAGGGGUCUAUGGCAAACGUCCUAGAGAUUUUCGCUUUCGGACUACCUUCGAAUCGCGCCGACUUUCGUAGGAACUCAAAGCAGUCGGUGGAGUGCCAGAUUAAAAUCUCCCUCACAUCAAAUGCAUAUCUCCAUUGCUGGGGGCCGGAGAUGGUGGCAGCAAGGCGCUGCUGCGCGGGAGCUCAUCAUGAUCAUCAGUCUCAUAUAGCAGCGUCUUCGGGACAAGCGCUUCCAAUUUCAUCUCGACACACCGGUCCAGUUAUUCUCCUUUAG